Molecule: messenger RNA, 1269 nt
Organism: Exophiala bonariae
Lineage: Eukaryota; Fungi; Ascomycota; Eurotiomycetes; Chaetothyriales; Herpotrichiellaceae
Exons: 2
Coding region: 1-1269 (422 amino acids)
Molecular function (GO): FAD binding
Source: RefSeq, a predicted model, not a curated record
AUGCAGUUAUCACAAACCAAGCAUCCGAAGAAGUCUCCCACUGAAGGAGACACGAGCAAGAUAUUGAUCAUUGGAGCAGGACUCUCCGGGCUCGCACUAGCUCAGAUUUUCCGCCGUCACGGUAUCGCAUUCGAGAUAUUCGAACGACAUGAGGUUGUUCGACCUGAGAAGCAGGGUUGGGCAUUGGGGCUCAUUGAGUGCAUUCCCCUGUUAUCACAGCAUCUUUCAGACGACCUUGGGGAUAUCGAGCAGACGAGCGUCAACUGGGGCGUUCGGGAGCCUGAUUCAGUUGGGAUAUUCGAUGGAGAGACAGGAGCACCAAUGGCCAAGCUUGGGGGAGUCACCUUUGGUUCGCCGGGAUACUUCCUGCGUGCCAAUAGAGAACACCUCCGGAAGUUUCUGGCGCAGAACAUCGCCGUUACCUUAGGAAAACAAUUCUCGAGCUACACUGAAGAUUCUACUGGUGUGACAGCAAUGUUUACCGAUGGCACUUCUGUGCGAGGUCGUGUUCUCAUUGGUGCCGAUGGGGCGUACUCAGCUGUCCGCAAACAACUGUUAGGUCCAGAUCAUAUACCUCAACUAAGCCCAAUCAUUCCCAUGAAUGGGAUGUGUGAGCUUUCUUCGACACAAUAUGCGGAGUUGCGUCAGCACGCGACUUCGGUGUGGUUCGCUGCAAGACCAGGAGUCUUCUUCAACAUCGGACUCUGCUCUAUGAAGCCCGAUGGCUCGUCUGGCCAAUUCUACUGGGGAGUUGCUUUCCCAUCGGACCAUCCAGCUAGAGAUUCAGAUUGGUGUCAUACCGCGGACUCCACUACAAUCUACGAAAAAUGCCUAGAGUUAACUCGAGGUAUGCCUGAUUGGCUCGUCAACAUUGUAUCUAUCACUGGUCCAGAGGGUAUCAAUAAACCCAGCAUCAAGUUCGUCGAGUACCUUCCACCCCAAACCUUCCCCAUCGGAAAUCGUGUGACACUCUUGGGUGACGCCGCCCACACCAUGAUUCCUUUCAAGGGCGCAGGAGCAAAUACCGCUAUUACUGACUCAUGCGACUUGGGAACCCUGAUAGUCGAUGCUUUUAAGCAGGAGAAGGAUCCUUGGGCAGCGUUGCAACAGGUACUGGACCAAUACAACACCACGAUGCUACCUCGUGGAAGGGAGGCUGUACUUGCAAGUCGAGCUGCUGGACAGAGCAGUAAAGGCAUCACCGGAAUCCUGGAUGGGAGAGUACAUCAAAAUCUAUCGAGUGACGCGCCUAUGCGAGUUGCCGUAUAG